AUGCCACUGUUCGCCGAAGGCACAGGCGUGCCUCUUGAGGACAUGCAGCAUAACUUGAAUGGUACUCUCAAUGGUCGAAGUAAUAACUCGACAGGACAAGAUCCUACUUCUACAAAUACUGAGAGCACCAUGACUCCGAGUGAAGGCCAAGUCCCCGAUCGCAUCCGAAUCAAGAACCGGAGGAAGCGCUAUCUCGACCUUCAUCCAGAAUACUUUGGCCCCCAACUCGAGCUGGCAGAUCCAUUACUCUACGACCGUCUAAUCCGACGCUUCCAAAGCUCCGCGGAACGCGAAGCCGAAGGACGCCAAAAGGGAUUCUCCGGCGUCCUGGAAGCAGACUUGCUCCGAAGCGAGGCCAAACUCGAUGCCCUUGCGCAUCCGGACCCCAAUAGUAUGUUCACGUACAAGCGCGGGCCGGACGGCGAGAUCCUGGCGGAAGAUAGUGACGACGUGCCUGCGAACAAGGAAGAAGGGUUUGCUCGGUGGAAGUGGGAGAUGGAAGCCCGGUUUGUGCGGGGCGACGACGACGAUUUUGAUUAUAGCGCCGUGGAUGAGAAUCCGGAAUAUGAUGAUGUAAAGACUGAAGAACGGGAGGCGGAGGAGAGGUAUUUUGAUCAGCAGGAGCCGGAGUUUGUGGUUGAGACAGAAGAAGAAGAAGCAGAGGAGAAGGAGAGCGGACUCGGGGAUGGAGACGAUAGGCAAAAGAGGAGGAAGAGUCAUGAGUUACGGGGUGAAACGGGAAUACAGGACUUUUGA
This is a messenger RNA of Exophiala dermatitidis NIH/UT8656, 756 nucleotides long. RefSeq lists its product as uncharacterized. The transcript has 2 exons. The record is from RefSeq and is a predicted model, not a curated record. NCBI's taxonomy places the organism in Eukaryota, Fungi, Ascomycota, Eurotiomycetes, Chaetothyriales, Herpotrichiellaceae. The coding region runs from base 1 to 756 and encodes 251 amino acids.